Messenger RNA from Diabrotica virgifera virgifera (western corn rootworm), 10842 nucleotides. Its product is annotated as post-GPI attachment to proteins factor 2-like. The transcript is spliced from 3 exons. Gene Ontology annotation, biological process: GPI anchor biosynthetic process. NCBI's taxonomy places the organism in Eukaryota, Metazoa, Arthropoda, Insecta, Coleoptera, Chrysomelidae. The record is from RefSeq and is a predicted model, not a curated record. Gene Ontology annotation, cellular component: endoplasmic reticulum membrane; Golgi membrane. Bases 156 to 917 code for a protein of 253 amino acids.
GAAAAAUACAUUUCAGUAGCUGACUUCACAUUUCUGCACAGCUGUCCCAGUAAAAAAUUGACACUUGAAAUCAAAACAUCAACUUAAUGAAAACAAUAAAUUUGGAGGGUUAUGAAUGAAUAACUUAAUAUUCAAUUAGUGCAGUUAAGAGAAUAAUGUCAAAAGAGGCACAAUAUGGUUUAUUAUACAGUGAAUAUGAAUAUUCAUCUUACUUCCGCGUACCGUUUGAAAAGUUCUGUUUGUCUUUAGUGGGAAUACCAUUUGUAGCAUUGAUUUUUUGCAUAUUUUACUCCGUCCUAUUUAAUUUUGAGAGUGCCACUUACACUCAUUGCGAGGUUUACAAUAUGCUUCCUUCGAUAUCUGCUGCCAUAGGAAGUUUUUCUCCACAGAGGGAAAUAUGGCAAAUGGCCAUUGCUGUGCAUGCAGUUCCAAGAUUCAUAAUUGCAUGGCAGUAUCUACAUUUACAUUUUAGCGUGCUACAUGCACAAGAUAUUUGGAUUGCACAAGUUGCGUUCUUUCUUAAUAUUGUGGAGAAUUUCUCUCUAAUAGUAUUGUCUUUCUUUGUAUCCUCACAAAAUUAUGCUGUACAUAAGAAAGCCUUUGUACUGUUUAUUAUUACAUCGGAAAUCUAUAUGAUUCUGAGCUGUAUUCUUCAAAGCCGUUUUAAGAAGCAGUUUCGGAUAAGUCUGAAAUGGAAAAAGCGAUUUUUAGUAACCAAUGUGAUAUGUAUCUUAGCUGCUACAUAUUUUUUUAUGAGGCACAAUUCAUUCUGUGAACCAUAUGUGUACACAUUAUUCGCAUUAUGUGAGUAUAUCGUAGUACUUUCCAACAUGGCGUUCCAUUUGACAGCUUAUUUCGAUUUUAAAAAUAAAGACAUUGUGAUCUAUAAACAUGGCCUUGCUCUGACAGAAAGAUAAUAUUUAGUCAUUUAGCUAGUCAUUUAAAAUUGUUUGUUUUAUUUAUUUUUUUGGUUAUGGUAUGAAUGUCGAGAAAAUUUUGAAAACAGUAUUAACUUAGUAUUGAAAAUAUACAAAAUAGCUUCUAAAAAAUGUGGUGGUUAUUUUGUGUAGUAUUUACUGAUAGGUGUAAGAGUAUUAAAUAUUGUGGUGAUUGACCCUACCACUGCCAUCAGUUGAUUACUAUAGUAACAAAUAUACAAUCAAGUUCCGUCAACAAGGACUAUAGCAAUAAAACUUUAACUAAGGUUGGAGCCAAUUGUUUCGGCUUCGACUAGGUCCAGUCUUCUCAAGUGUAGGUACGUCUUAUCUUAAUUGCAAAUGUUAAAAGCAGUUUUGGAAGGGACAAAUAAAAUAUUACAUUAACUAAUCAUGUUUAUUUUUUUUUGGGAGGUAAAAUCUUCUUAAGACCGUCUGGGAAGGUGUCCCAGGUGUGUCGGAUUCAGUCCGUCCUAUUAUCUUGCCGGGCCCGCCUACCGACUAAACCCACCCCCUCUUUCUCCAGCCGACGGGUCUGGAACCGCUCUUAGCGAGCAUAUCUGACCCGUCGACCUUACUCAUAGCUCUCCUCCGGCACUCCAUGAACCAACCAAAGAAUUCCAGUUAACAGUUACGAGCAACUCCAGUCAUUCAUGCUUUCAUCUAUGCACGCUUUCUCAUCCACCCAUUCAUUCUGAUAUUAAGAUGGAGCAGUCUAUGUAGGUCGGAUUUAAAAGGUCCUUCCCCACCGACUGCCCCACAAUGAUACAGACAAAUAUAACAUAAAAGAAAGAAGAAUAAAAGAGAUGAGAAAAAGAAAAAGAGCAGAGAAAGUACGAGGAAGAGAAAAGAAGAGAAAAUAAAAGGGAGAGAAACAGAGAAUAGAAAGAAAAGAUACAGAACGUGAACAGGAAAAAGCGGAAAGUGAAAAUAUAUGUUUAAAGAACGGUAAGAGUUAAAAAUAAAAUUAAAUAUAUUAAUUGCCACCUCACUACAUCUGGAAUCAGGCUUCUCGUCCAGGCAGCCUUUCCGACUUCAGUUGCCCAUUCCCUCUGCUACAUCUCCAAGCUCCUCUUUCUUUCUUGUGCCCCUGAACCAAUUGCCCCGUUGCCCAUUUGAUGCAUUCGGACCCUUUCUCUGGUCAGGAUGUGCACCGGCACAGACCCAGCCACCACUUGUAAGGCAAUGGUUGAAAAUCCUGUUUAUUGUACCUUAAAAAAAAAAUAAAAAUUCAAUUUUAGUAUUAACCCUUAGUUGACGAACGGCACUUUAAAGUACCACUUAUUUAAAAAUAUGUCUAAAACACAUCUUUAUAUUUACCUUGAUUUUUUCCUAUAGGUACUUUAAAGUACCUUAUAGAGAAUAAUAAAAGUUAAUUUCAAUCAACCGACAACACUGUUUUAGCGGUAAAACAAUAACGAUAUUAGUGCAUAAUAUAACCUAACUAUUGUGUUGUGAUUUGUCUUCUGUAACACAUGUGCCAAUAAAUUGAAAAUUAUCAACGUAUUUCGGUAUAACUGAUUAUAAUAUCGUAGACGAAACAUUUGAGUGCAAACGUAAGUAUUUACUUUUGAUAAAUAAUUACUGGUGUUUGAGAAAACUGAUACUUUUCGCUGCGGACUUAAAAGUACCGUCAGGCAUUUGGAAGUAAUUUAUUACUGGACAUAAAUUUGUUUCGCGACUAUCGUUUCUUAUUAUGUAUAUUUUAACCCGUUUCUUUUUUAGAUGGAAAAAAAAUAGACUGGACUAGCAAAAAAUCUCUAAGUUAUGCGGAAUUAUUAAAUAUUGUUGACAAUUUCUUGUUUGAGGAUAUACCGGAUGACCUAAAUUUCCAAACUGACAAAGAAUCAGAUGAUGAUGAGGCAUUAAUUAAUUCUAACAAUGCUGUACCAGAACCUUCAAGUACAUUAGAAGUAGAAGAUGUUACUCAGUCCAUAGAAAGUGGUAUAAGAGAAGAUGUCGAGGUAAAUUCAAUGCAUGAAAUUCACUUGAGUCAGCAGAAUGAGGCAAUUUUAGAUAGAAAGUGGCGUAGAAGAGAAAUAACUACUGCAUCUCCAGAAUAUAUGUACCCAACACGUACAGUAGAGGAUAACUUUGCUGGUUGCGAAACUGGAACUGACAUCUUUAUUUGCCUUUUAGGUUCCAUAAUUGAUGAUAUAGUUUAUCAGAGCAACUUAUAUGCUGUCCAAAGGAAUAAGGUUCUGAAUCUAAAAAAAGAUGAAUUGAUAACAUUUUUAGGACUAAACAUUUUCAUGGGGCAUUACAAGUUACCAAAUUGGAGGCAUUAUUGGUCUAACAGCGAAGACUUAAAAACUGCAAUCGUUCCAGCUGCAAUGAGCAGAGACAGGUUUGAUGCUAUAUUGAGCAAUCUUCAUAUAAACGACAAUACUAAUAUUAACACACAAACUCAAGAUAAACUAUACAAAAUAAGGCCAAUGAUAGACAAACUGAACGAAAAUUUUUCAAGAUAUUAUAAAGGAACUCGUGAGCUUUCGGUUGACGAAUCGAUAAUACUUUUCAAGGGACGGAGCUCUCUAAAGCAGUACAAUCCUCUCAAACCUAUCAAGAGAGGCUAGAAAUUAUGGUGUCUGCCCGAUCAAUAUGGAUAUAUUAUGAAAUUUGACAUUUACCAGGGAAAAAACAGCAUAAUUGAAGAAAAGUAUAAGGACUUUGGACUAGGAGCCCGUGUAGUUCUGCAUCUUCCUGAAGAAGAAUGGGGAACGCAAAGAAUGAUUUAUUUCGAUAACUAUUUUACCUCCAUACCCUUGUUAGAGAAGUUAAAAAAGUGAACAAACUUUAGCAUGUGGAACAAUUAGACCAAAUAAAAAGUUUCUUCCUAAGAACUUGACAGUUCAUAAAUCCAUGAAGCGCGGAGAUUUUGAUUACAGGAUUUCGUCGAUGGAUAUUGGAGUGUGGAAAUGGAAGGACAAUAAAAUUGUUUACUUCGCUAGUAAUUACCACGGUUGUGAGGAAAUAACUGUUCAAAGGACCCAAAAAGAUGGUGCUAAGGCUGAUAUUGUUGCUCCCAUGAUUGUAAAAGGUUACAAUAAAUUUAUGGGGGGUGUUGACCAUGCUGAUCGUUUGAGAACUGCUUAUGGACUAAACAGACGCAGUAAGAAGUGGUGGCAUAGGCUAUUUUGGGGAUUAAUAGAUGUAGCAUUCGUUAACUCUUAUAUAAUAUUCUGCGACAUACGAGAAAACCAAUCUCUUUUAGAUUUUCGAAGAGGAGUUGCUAUGGGCCUGAUGGCUCACAAACUUCAGAAAACUCCAUCAAAACGACGAAGACCGAAUAGUAAUGUGUACCCUGAAAGAAGAAGAAGAGGAAAAUAUUAUUCAGUCACAUCCGAUGUACGCCUUUCAAAUAGAGGUACUGGGUACCUUUCUUACCCACUGGGUAAAAUAUGGUGCCCAAAGAGGUAGAUGUGAGGUAUGCAGCAGCCAAGUUGUUCAAUCGCGACCUCAUUCAACAUGUUCUACCUGCAAAGUUUAUCUGUGUUCGAAUGAGAAGAAGAACUGUUUCAAUAUAUAUCACUAUGUUGAAUAUUGAUGCAUUUUUUACAAAUAAAUUGAUAAAAAUCUCCGUAUUUAUCAUUAGUCAUCUAAUAACUUACUACCACACUAAAUUACUCUACACAGCCUGACGGUACUUUAAAGUACCGCAUCUGUUUUUUUUGCGUAAAAGGUUUUGAAAAAUUUUGAAAAAAAUUAUACUUCUUUUUGAAUGUAUUUUUGAACAUAUUUCAUCAGAAAAUUUAAAAAUUUUGUAUUAUUUUUAUAAUCCGGCAACUAAGGGUUAACAAAGCAAAUCCUGCCUAAAGCAGUACAAAAAUGUUAAUGAUACUUAUGGAUGGAUGGAUUGUAACUGAAUGAGUAGAUUGUAAGUUGGUAGAGAUGGCCGGGAUCGAACCCUUUGCAGCUUCAGGCAGCUAUUGAGUUUUGUGUAGUAGCUGCUAUGUUGCUGCAGUUUUUAUUCCAUGGUCGACCAUGUACUUGAAGUACCUACCCGAAAACGUGGGAAAAAAUUUAUAAAUAGGCCAAAAAGCCAAAACGAGAAACCUUUAUUUAGCGGCAGCAUACGCUUAAACCAUUCCCUUGCCAUCUUUUGCCAAGAUCAAAGAUUACAAGUACCUAAUUACAAUUUUAAGAAAAUACUAAAUAGAAAUAGCAAAUUGGCAAGCAAAUAUAAUAAUUAUUAAAAUAAAUUAGUUAAAAUUGUUUAAAUAAAGAUUCUGUUGAAGAUUGGUGAAAUAUACAAAAAAUUUAUCAACUACAAAUAUGAAAGGAAAUAUGUACUUACAAACGACAAAGAAAUCAUUGAAAUAUGUAUAGCUGGGGGUAGUUUUGAAACCAGUGAUUUACUUACAAAAAAUGUACUAUAACUGGGCCUUCAAAAUAAAAAUAUUGUGUAAAUAUUAUUUAUUGUAUUCUGUUAUGGGUUACUAUCUAAAUCAACCAUCAAUAAAAAAUAUUCCAGGGGCAAUCAAAUCUCUUGCACUUAUCAGUAAUUUGGAUGAUCCAUCAUUAUUUUAUAAGAGUCUUCCGACUGGACUUCUUUGUUAGUAAUUUUUUUUAUAUAAUUUUUAUAUGUGGUUUAGAAAACUAUUUCGUAACUAUCUAAAUUUUAUGUUUAUAAUCGCCCAAAUCUAAUAAAAUUGCUGGUUAAUUCAGUGCUUUAUAGUAUGUACAAUUAUGAUGCUCAAUCUUAAAAUAGUGAAAAGGGUUGAUAUUAGACAAAAAAAACAUUUACUAAAGUUAUAGGCUACAUUGUAUGAAUAUAGGAGCCUUAAUAUUUAUAUAAUUAAAGAAUAUCUACUUUUUGGCUGUUAAGAUGGCCUCUGACAAACAAUCUGUACUUAAGACUCUGAAGUCUACAACUUGCGAAUCUGUAACAGCUUGAAACUGCAGAGUCCCUUAGGCAAAAUAGCGAAUCACAACAUAGAAAUUUUGUUAUGGGUGCCAAGUAUAAGGAAUCGCUUUUUGUUGAUGUACCAUGUCCUUUCAGAACAUUGGUUACCAUCACAGCUAUCUUAAUUUUAUUUACUGCCACCCUAAAUAGCAUGCUUGUAUCAACACCAUACCAAUCUCGCCAGUUCUUCACCCAUGAAGUUCUUCUUCGUCCUGGUCUGCGUUUGCCUGCUAUCUUCCCUUGCAUAAUAUUUUUUAGCAACCUAUAUGAGGACGUCUUGCUGAGACGUUCUAGUAUUGUGGAGUUUCGAAUCUUCUCUACCGAAGAAACUUUUAAAAUACUUCUAUAGCACCACAUUUCGAAAGCCUCAAAACGAUUUAGAUCAAUUUUAUUCACAGUCCAAAACCACCAUAAAGUAAGGCCGAUAACACGUAGCUGCGAAGUAGGCGAAUUCUCAAUGCCAAUUUUAGGUCUCUGUUACAUAAAUUUUGGUCUAAUUUUGCUUAACACAUAGCUGAUAUAAUAAAUAUUCUUUUUAUCAGAUUAAGACCACUCUACUGUAUCCCUAAAAGCCGCAUCGUGGAAGAUAUUCAAAAAAAGGAAAUAUGAACUUCCUACACACUGUACUGGAGAAAUAUUAUAUACCAAAGGCAAGCAAAAAGCUUAUUACAACCUUCUGCCUACCUCUCACAAAUAUUUUCAAAGCUUCAUAAAACUGAAAUCAAUAGAGAAGUUCUAGUUUUUAGCUAUCUCGUGAUGGAGUAUCUUUUCUCCUGAGUUAUGCCGUUCUUUAUAUUCAGUUACAGCAUAAUAUGCCUGACAGCUUUUGGUAAGAAGGGUGGUUUUUUGAUUAUUAAUACGAUUGUCACGCACAAAAUUGUCUUAUUUACUUAGUAAUUUUUUUUUGUUUAUUCUUAGCAACUAAUAUAAUGUAAGCCCUUUUCUAAAGCAAAUAAUACUUAUUCUUCAACAUUUUAUAACGAAUAAAAAAUAAAAGGAAUAAAAAUAAAUCUUUAUUUAGAUAGUUAGGAAAUCAGUAGAUUAAUAAUUCGAAGACUCCAUUACUGUUUUCAGUCAUUUAACAAAACGUACUUCUUUUUGAGAGAACAAGUGGUAUUUAAAAAAAAAUGUGAUUUUUAUAUGAAAUAUUUUUAUUGAUAUGACCAGUAGAUAUUAAGAAAAAAAAUAUGUCCUACAUAAAUACUAGAAUUGUCUUUUUAGUCUUUUAUAUAAUCACUUUAUCAAAGGAUCUGUUGUGGAUAAUAAAUUCUGAAUUACUUUAAACGAAUUUUAUAAAUCGUUGCUGCUAUUUUUAAAAUCUGUAUAUAGAAAGAUAAUUGGUUGUUCAGUGCGUUUUAAUAAAUUCAUGAAUAUGUAUUUUUUACUUGUUUAUAUUACAUAUUUAUCGUCAAAAAAUCAAAAUUUGCAGCUUCAACUCAAUAUACAGUUGAGUCCAGGUUUCUUUACCCCUGCAUCAUCAUUUAAAGUAUACGAAAUAAGUCGAGAAUUUACUAAACGCAACAGCAAGUGACAGAAAGUGGGUAUUACUCCGAUCACGGGUUAUAGUAUAAAAUUUGACGGUAUAAAAUAAAUGGAAUGUCAAAUUUAAGUUUUGCUUUAAAAUUUUGGUGCAUAAUUACAGCUACAUUUGAAGUAGCUUAAUAAAUUCUUUUAAUAUCAUUGAUUAAUAAAUAAAUAAACAAUUUAUAAAAUAAUUCAAUAACAUAUUUUCUUUUUGUUAUUUUAUUCACUUUGGCGGAACAUUAAACACAAGCAUUCCUUAACUGUGUCAAUGAGGUUAACUUCGUACGUUGACAAAAUUAAUCGUAAAAUAACAUAAACUUACCAUAAAAUUUCAAACUCCAAUAUAAAAUUAGUUGUGAAAACAACUGUUUGUAUACUAUAAAAAACUUCAACACGCAAGAAUUCGACAAAAUAACAGCAAAAAAUUCAACAAACUGACAGCCACAAAAGUAAACAAACCAAAACGUCAGAAAUUGUAUUUAAAAUGUGAAAACAUCCCCAAUCGUCUUGUUUGUACCUAUCUCUUUUCAAUGUAUUGAGUCUAGAUCGUUCAUAAAAAUAACAUGUGUUUGUAUUUAAUAACAGACGGUAGCUGGUUUGUCAUUAGUUUCAUGCGUGGAAGAGAAUGAUGCUAGAUAAAAAGUAUGUGUUUUAUCUCGUCAGGUAUUAAUGACGCACGGGUAAAGACUCGUGGACUCAAGUGUACUAUACGUUUAAUUUUCGAUUAGAGAUACGCGACUGAAGGAAACGCUUAAAUCGGCAACAUUGCUUAUGAGAUUUAGUUGCAUUGCAAGUGUAGAAUCGACGAAUAACUGAAUCCGCGCGACUCAGGAGUGGGAAGCGGGGAAGUAGUAUUGCCAUGUAUUGGGUGUACUCUUAUAUCUCAUUUAAAAGUAAACACACGGUCUGAAAUAAGAAGCUAAACAAAUAUAUGCUGUCAGAUAUUUUUAUAUAGACUAGAAAAAAACUUCAUUUUUAAAAAAAUUCUCUUAUCUUUCAUUGCUUUCUGUGGUUAUCCGGGUUUAACGCGAUAUCUAAGUAAUAAAAUACAUACCAUUUGGUAACUCCCAGAGUUCAUAUCAUACAUCGAAAAAAAAAAAUGAACUGUAAUGCUAUAUUAUUUUCCGAGUUUAUGCUGAUAUAUGUCUUGCUGAAGUUUCGUCUCUGACUGCAAGAGAGAGGAGUCAUAAAACGUUAACGGGUCUUACGAGUAUUUAAAGCUCCAAUUUGGGGGAAGGAUAUAAACAGUAUUUUGAGACAACGGAUAUACUCCAAGUGAUAUACGAUAUAUACGCCAAAACAACGAAGUCGCACAAGAAAGUCUUAGAUCAGUCAAAGUUUCAUGAGAACGGUUGUCUACCCCUGAAAUUUCACGUUCCCUGUGGUUGUCAUAUAGUAUACUGAAUUCGCUGUACCGAGAUUCACUUUGACACAUUCGGAAUAGGAAACAUACAACACAAAAAUUCCUACCUUACACUAUUAACUGCUUAAAUCAACUUAAUCUUUCAUCAAAAAAGAAGAAUUAUUAGAAAUAAUGGGAGUGUCUACUAAUCUCAUAAAAUUUUGUGGAGUUUAUUUCUACAAAAUAUUUUUAUUUUGUACAAUAAAUAAUUUUCUCAUUUGUUAUCAAUACAUUAUAAUGGUGUAAAUAAAUAAUUAUUGAUUGGCGUAAGGUUUAUGUUAUUUUUAUGUCUGUUUACUAUUAAUAAUAUUGGCUAUGAGCAGGUGCGUUGGUUGUGUAGUAAUUUCCAGUCACUUCUGACAACAGAACUUUUAUAAAUACUUGUUUGACUGAAACAAAGUAGCAACUGUUUGCUUUGACACUUUGGCACCUGUUUGGUGCAGACACCCAAUUGAGGGGUGCAAAAACAAACGCGGCAAUCUCCACUUUUUCUUGUUUUGAGUUAGGGACGCCAUCUGUUGCGUUUUUUUAUUUUCUGUUAGAAAAAACUAUUUGUGAAAACCAAAAGCGGUCUUAACUGUAGACAAAUCGCAGUGAAAAAUUCAUAUUGGGAUUAAAAUCGGCAAUCUCUAUAGCUGAUUGCUACCAAACACGGCAAUCUCCGCUGCGGCCAAUAAGAGCCAGGUAGCGCUCGCAUGUGAUAAACUGUGAAUGCCGUGAACUCUGUCGAAAACUGUUAAUAUAUACCUGAACUUCCGGAUACUUUAGUUUAAGUGAUAUGCAUAUAAAUUGCUUUUACAUAUUAUAUUAUUUUCUUCAUCUUGCAUUACCGUCUCCUAUCGGAGACGGUAAUCGGACAUCACAGCUAUUUUAACUUUGUUGGAUACAGCUCUGAACAAUUGUAUUGAACUGCACCCGUACCACUCUCUUAAAUUUCGCAACCAGGAAAUCCUCCUACGUCCCAGAUUUUUCUUUUCCGAGAUUUUUCCUUGGAUUAUGAGGCUUAGCAGGGAGUACUUUUCCCCUUUCAUUAUGUCGCCUAGAUAUUCCAGUUUUCUCGUUUGUAUUGUUUUUAUGACUUCGCAUUUCUUCCCCAUCUUUAGCAAAACAUCUUAAUGUUACUCUAUCUGUCCAUGGUAUUUUCCACAUUCUCCUGUAGCACCACAUCUCGAAUGCCUCAAUAUUUUUGAUGUUUAUCUUUUUCAGUGUCCAAGCUUCCAUGCCGUACAACAGUUCUAUUAGGAAUGUUCCUUCGGGUACUUCAAUUUGGUAAGUAGAACAAUGGGUAAAAAUUUUAGUAGGCAUUGGAAAAAUUGCAAUGUAGUGGGCUUCACGUUUUGACGUUGCGCUCAUUGUCAAAACGUGAUCGGCACGGCAUCAUCAUAUUUGGCGGCAUCAUUGGAUAAUAUUAGGAUUUGAUUGCUGCAGUCAUCGCUUUCUGUAUUUUCUUGUGUGAAUUUGUCUGGACAGAUGAAUUUAUUUCAGGUUCGGAAAGACUAACCCGCUUAUCCAACUGACUGCGCCACUUAAAAGUUUUCACUCCCAAAUUAAUAUACUUUUAAAAAUGACCCUUUAUUAACUUUUACAACUCUUUUUCUCUACUUUAUUGAUCAAAAAUAACUAAAAUUACAAUAAUAUUACUUUUAUACUGUGCGUCCAUAAAGUAACGUACAACAGAGAAAACAUAGCAUCUUAAUAUUCUCGUUCGUAAUUUAAAAUUUAUGUCCCGGCAGCAUAGGAACUUUUUCAUUUUUAUAAAUGAUGGUCUCGCUAUUUCUAUUCGCCUCUUAAUUUCUCUGGUCUGGUCAUUAGUAUCAGUGAACCACAAACCCCUAAAUUAUAUUAUUGUUCAAUAUCAAAAUAUAUUUUUCUUCACUAAGUAGCCGGCACAAUGAUGUUUUAUUAGUUUCAAAACGGGCAAUAUCCUUAUAGAUAAUUUUCAUAUCCGUUAAUCUCCAAGCAUUACAAACAAAAACGGCAAUCUCCAAACUAAAAUAUUAAAAAAAAAUAAUAAUUUCUUAAGUCCCUCUUUCUGGACAUCCGAUCACAAACCAAAUUUUAUACAGGGUGGGGCA